Gaeumannomyces tritici R3-111a-1 is the source of this 474-nucleotide messenger RNA. RefSeq lists its product as hypothetical. The record is from RefSeq and is a predicted model, not a curated record. The transcript is spliced from 2 exons. Lineage: Eukaryota; Fungi; Ascomycota; Sordariomycetes; Magnaporthales; Magnaporthaceae. The coding region runs from base 1 to 474 and encodes 157 amino acids.
AUGCUGGCGACCUGCGUGUGCGUGCUGAGCAGCGCAGAAAGACAAAGACGCGACCUGCAGACGACACCUAAACCAAGCAAAAGCGUCUCCAGCUCCAGGAGAGCACCCAUCGCAAAGGCGGCCAAGCCAGAACAUCAACAACAGAAUCCUGCCUGGACACAAAGCGCCAACCGUCGCCCAUCGACAUCGCCGCCAGCACCGACAGCCCUCGACGCCGGGCUCUGGCCGGAAUCUCAGCCAACCGCCAAAGCAGCAACAGGUAAGGAGCCGACCGAACGGCUCACCCGACAAAAGCCCCUACGACCACCGCGCCCGCACGUUUUCUCGCACGACCCAGCCCCCCCUUUCCAAAGCUACGCCCGCUCGCUCGACCGACUGUUUGCCCAGCCGCCGUGGUGUCUGUUGACGCCCGCCCGCGCGCAGUUUGGCCGCAAUCCACGACGACGACGACCACGACGACUUACGACCUUGUAA